AUGCUGUAUUUUACAACAACGUCAAAAGGUGUAAGAUAUGUCGCCCUGUUCCUGCUCAUAAUUGCCUUUGGAUUCCUUUACAGAACCACCAACAUAGACCACUCUGUUCAGUUAUGUAUCCUUAAUGUAAAAGCUCAAAGCUGUGAAUAUAUGGACAACAUAAAAAACAAUACUGACAGGCCUGAAAACAUCAACACAGUUAAUACCAAUCCAGUGGCUAUUCUAAGAAAAGGAAAUGGUAUAAUAUUUGUUGAGACUACUGACAGGAUGAAGCCACCGUCUUUGGUUUUAUGUGCUAUUGAAUCAGCUGCCCGUGUGUACAGGGACAGACCUGUGGUUUUCUUCAUGAAAGGUUUAGCAGACAUAAAUUUGGUAAAUGACGAACCUGAAGGGCGAAAGAUUUUUCCCACCCUCUCAUAUUUGGAUAAUGUCUACUUUCUCCCUCUGAAGAUGGACGAGGUUUUCAGGGACACGCCACUCUUGCCUUGGUAUAUAAAGAUAAGUCCUAAAAAGGAACAACAUUGGAUUCAUGUAAGUUCAGAUGGAUGCAGAUUAGCCCUAAUUUGGAAACAUGGCGGCAUUUAUAUGGAUACUGACAUUAUAUCUCUGCGGCCAAUCCCAAACGCGAACUUCUUGGCAGCCCAGUCUUCUCAGUUUUCUAGUAAUGGUAUUUUUGGUCUAUCUCCCCAUCACAACUUUUCAUGGAGAAGCAUGGACAAUUUUGUCCAAAAUUAUAAUGGAACAAAAUGGGGCCACCAAGGUCCGCAACUUUUUACUCGUGUCCUAAACCAGGAAUGUAUGAUCCCUCCAUUUAAGUCAACAGAGGAUGUUGUAUGUGGAAAUAUUUCUUUCUUGAAUCCUCAGAGGUUCUAUCCUAUUCCAUACCCAUCUUGGAGGAGAUACUAUGAAGCUUGGCAAGAAUUUCCAACAUUCAAUGAUUCCUAUGCCUUGCAUCUCUGGAAUUAUAUGAAUCAAGAACAAAAAUCUAUUAUUCCUGGAAGUAAAACACUCAUAGAUCAGCUCUACAAACAAUAUUGCCCUUCCACUUAUGAAGCACUCCAAAGGAAUGAGAGCAUUCACCUUUAAUUAAUUCAUGCCAUUGCUUAUAUUGCACAGAUUAUUGUCUUGAAACAAGA
This is a messenger RNA of Xenopus laevis (African clawed frog), 1136 nucleotides long. RefSeq names its product alpha-1,4-N-acetylglucosaminyltransferase. The coding region runs from base 1 to 1086 and encodes 361 amino acids. The record is from RefSeq and is a predicted model, not a curated record. NCBI's taxonomy places the organism in Eukaryota, Metazoa, Chordata, Amphibia, Anura, Pipidae. The transcript has 2 exons.